Messenger RNA from Populus trichocarpa (black cottonwood), 753 nucleotides. RefSeq lists its product as uncharacterized. Bases 270 to 581 code for a protein of 103 amino acids. Lineage: Eukaryota; Viridiplantae; Streptophyta; Magnoliopsida; Malpighiales; Salicaceae. The record is from RefSeq and is a predicted model, not a curated record. The transcript is spliced from 3 exons.
AUCAUAUGACUAGCCAAGGUAGCCACUACAUCUAAAAAGAGAAGAAAAGAAGCAAGAAUCUCGCUGUCAUUGUGCUGUCCUGCUCUCCUCAGUUUCUUUCUUCUUCACACAGUUUGCCUUCUUUCCCUUCUGCCUCCAAAAGCCUCUCUUCUCCGCUCAACUUGCAGCACUAAAACAGCCUCUCUCUCUCUCUUUCUUUCACCAUCUCACUCUCUUUGGUGCUACUAUAUUAUCCAUUUUAAUAGUUCAUUGAUUAUUUAGAAGAUCUCAUGGAGGAUCGUAAAGAUCAGAAAAAUGCUCCAUGGCUAUCAGUGCCACAGUUUGGGGACUGGGACCAGAAGGGUGAAUUGCCAGACUACUCCGUAGAUUUCUCAAAAAUAAGGGAAAUGAGGAAACAGAACAAGAGGGAUGCCUCAAGAGCCAGUCUUGGCAAAGAAGAAGAGCUAAUCAACCCAACAGCAACUACUGCUAAAACCGCUCAAACUCAUGAUCACCGCCACCAUUACCAUCAGGACCACCACGACUCUCCAGCAACAAGGAGGAGCAUUUUUAGCUAUUUCAACUGCUGUGUGAAAGCCUGAGGUUGGAGGACGAAUUUAUUGUUCCAGGCCACGUGUAAUGAUAAUGCAUCUGGGAGAACAUUUUGUGUUUAGCCUUUCUUAUGGUUUUAGUUUUCCAACUGGAAUCGUUUUCGUUCUUCAUCAACGUUAUUUCCAGAUCGAAACCAUGAUGUUUAGUGAAUUGGUUGACGUU